Molecule: messenger RNA, 637 nt
Organism: Lotus japonicus
Lineage: Eukaryota; Viridiplantae; Streptophyta; Magnoliopsida; Fabales; Fabaceae
Product: histone H4
Exons: 2
Coding region: 183-494 (103 amino acids)
Biological process (GO): nucleosome assembly
Cellular component (GO): nucleosome
Molecular function (GO): DNA binding; structural constituent of chromatin; protein heterodimerization activity
Source: RefSeq, a predicted model, not a curated record
ACAUUCCGAAACCCAUCACACGGAUCAACACAAUUCCCCAAUCUCCCUUCAUCACUACCUAUAAAACAAAUCCACAUCAAACCAAAUUUCCAUCCCUCAAAAUCUCAAAUCACCCUCUCAUCUCAGUUCAUCUCCAAUCUCCAUCUUCUCACCGAUUUCAGUUCGAUUUUCUGAGUGACAGCAUGUCUGGGCGUGGAAAAGGAGGCAAGGGAUUGGGAAAGGGAGGAGCGAAACGACACCGUAAGGUUCUCCGCGACAACAUUCAGGGAAUCACGAAGCCAGCGAUUCGGCGAUUGGCUCGCAGGGGUGGCGUGAAGCGUAUCAGUGGCUUGAUCUAUGAGGAGACUCGUGGUGUUCUCAAGAUCUUUCUCGAGAAUGUGAUUCGUGAUGCUGUUACCUACACUGAGCAUGCUAGGAGGAAGACUGUUACUGCCAUGGAUGUGGUGUAUGCUCUCAAGAGACAGGGAAGGACCCUUUACGGAUUUGGGGGUUAGGGUUUUGGUAUUCUAGUUUCAUAUGUUACUGUUUGUCUUUGAUUGUAUGUUGAAAAAAGCUGGCAAGGAUUGUGUUUAUUUGGUUUGAUGGAUUGUUGGUGGUGUCUUUAGGUAAAGAAAGAAAUUAGCAGCAAUUUGCAAUA